GGGCCGCCAGCGCGGCGCGGCCGCGGCGCUCGAGUUCCGCCGCUGCCGGGGCCGCCGCUGGCCGUCCCCGCCUCCCCCUGCCCACCGCCCCGGCCCCUUCCCCCGCCGGGGCCCCUCGGCCCCACCAUGGCCACCAGGAAGGCGGGUUCGCGGCUGGAGACGGAGAUCGAGCGGUGCCGCUCGGAGUGCCAGUGGGAGCGGAUUCCCGAGCUCGUCAAGCAGCUCUCGGCCAAGCUCAUCGCGAACGAUGACAUGGCAGAGCUUCUUCUUGGGGAGUCCAAACUAGAACAAUUUUUGAAGGAAAAUACUCUUAAACACAGUAAUAGUCCCCGGGGCCCCCAGCCAAAGCUGACUGAGGUCAGGAAACAUCUCACAGCAGCACUUGACAGAGGAAAUCUCAAGUCAGAAUUCCUACAAGAAGCUAACCUAAUAAUGGCCAAAUUAAACUAUGUGGAAGGUAAUUACAAAGAAGCUCUGAACACUUAUGCCAGAGUUGGAGUUGAUGACUUGCCUCUGGUUGCAGUGCCACCCUAUCGGCUACGGAUGAUUGCUGAAGCACAUUCUACAAAAGGUCUCUGUCUUGAGAAGCUGCCAGUGUCUUCCUCAGUGAGCAACCUCCAUGCGGACCGUGAACAAGAAAUUGUUACAUGCUAUGAGAAGGCUGGGGAUAUUGCUCUCCUGUAUCUUCAGGACAUAGAAAGGGCAGUUAAUGCCAACAUACAAAACAGAAGCCCUAAGCCAGGGCCCACUGCACAUGAACAAGAGCUUGGUUUUUUCUUGGAAACAGGACUUCAAAGAGCACAUGUUUUAUAUUUCAAGAAUGGGAACUUGACGAGAGGAGUUGGUAGAUUUAGAGAGUUACUAAGAGCUGUCGAAACAAGAACUACACAAAACCUGAGAAUGACAAUAGCGAGACAACUUGCAGAAAUUUUGUUACGAGGUAUGUGUGAACAGAGUUACUGGAAUCCACUGGAAGAUCCUCCUCACCAAUCACCCCUUGAUGAUCCACUUCGAAAAGGUUCCAGUGCUAAGAAUUACACGCUCGCUAAAAGACCACGGGUAUACACUGGAGAAAACAUCUUCUGUCCUCAAGAAAAUACAGAAGAAGCCUUACUGUUGCUGCUUAUUAGUGAAUCUAUGGCUAACCGUGAUGCUGUUCUGAGCAGAAUACCAGAACACAAGAAUGAUCGGAUCAUCAGUUUGCAAAGUGCAUCUGUAGUCUACGAUUUACUUACAAUAGCCUUGGGGAGAAGAGGCCAGUAUGAAAUGCUUUCAGAGUGUUUAGAAAGAGCCAUGAAGUUUGCGUUUGAAGAGUUCCAUCUCUGGUAUCAGUUUGCAUUGUCCUUGAUGGCAGCAGGAAAAUCUGCUCGAGCUGUUAAAGUCUUGAAGGAAUGUAUACGUUUGAAACCAGAUGAUGCAACUAUUCCACUGCUUGCUGCAAAGCUCUGCAUGGGAUCUCUGCACUGGUUGGAAGAAGCUGAAAGAUUUGCCACAGCAGUUGUUGAUCUUGGGGACAAAACAUCAGAGUUCAAAGCAAAAGGCUACUUGGCACUGGGAUUGACUUACAGUCUGCAGGCUACUGAUGCAUCUUUGCGAGGGAUGCAAGAGGUCUUGCAGAGAAAGGCUCUUCUUGCAUUUCAGAGGGCUCACAGUUUGUCUCCAACGGAUCAUUUGGCUGCAUUUUACUUGGCACUGCAGCUUGCCAUAUCCAGACAGAUACCAGAAGCUUUGGGUUAUGUUCGUCAGGCUCUGCAGCUACAAGGAGAUGAUGCCAACUCUCUUCAUCUCCUUGCACUCUUGCUAUCAGCCCAGAAACACUAUCAUGAUGCUUUGAAUAUCAUUGAUAUGGCCUUGAGUGAAUAUCCAGAAAAUUUUAUAUUACUGUUUACAAAAGUCAAAUUGGAGUCCCUGUCCAGAGGCCCAGAUGAAGCACUCCUUACCUGUAAACACAUGCUCCAGAUUUGGAAAUCCUGCUACAAUCUAACUAACCCAAGUGAUUCUGGACGUGGGAGCAGCUUGUUAGACAGAGCUAUUGCUGAUAGACGACAGCUUAAUACAAUUACAUUGCCAGAUUUCAGUGAUCCUGAAACAGGUUCAGUCCAUGCCACAUCAAUAGCAGCUUCCAGAGUGGAGCAAGCAUUGUCUGAGGUUGCUUCUUCUCUGCAAAGCAGUGCCCCUAAACAAGGUCCCCUGCAUCCCUGGAUGACUCUGGCUCAAAUAUGGCUUCAUGCAGCUGAAGUCUACAUAGGAAUUGGGAAGCCUGCUGAGGCCACAGCAUGUACCCAGGAAGCAGCUAAUCUCUUUCCAGUGUCACAUUAUGUUCUCUACAUGAGGGGUCAGGUGGCUGAACUGCGUGGAAAUAUUGAUGAAGCCAAACGCUGGUAUGAAGAGGCCUUAUCCAUUAGUCCUACCCAUGUGAAAAGCAUGCAGAGGCUGGCUCUGAUACUUCACCAGCUCGGGCGCUAUAGCUUAGCAGAGAAGAUCCUCAGAGACGCUGUCCAGGUGAACUCCACAGCGCACGAGGUGUGGAACAGCCUGGGGGAGGUGCUGCAGGCUCAAGGCAAUGACGACGCCGCGACCGAAUGCUUCCUGACGGCGCUGGAGCUGGAGGCCAGCAGCCCCGUGGUCCCUUUCACCAUCAUCCCCAGGGUCCUGUGAGACCAGCUCUCGGUCUUGACUUCUGGGUGAGCUAACCCAGCGUAGGAGACUGCCUGGUGACUGGUUAAUUUGAGGAACUUUAGAGCUACAGGUAACAAACUCCACUCUUUUGCAGGAACGUGGCCAAAGCAGGGAGGUGCCACCAUUUGUUCAUGUCAGACUGAGAGGACAGAGUGUAAGCCAGAGCCAAAUCACUCAUAUCGCCUGCAGUUUUGCCCUGGUAGUUUUAAAACAUCAUUAUAUUGUUCAUGGAUGAUGUGCCAUAUUUUGUUAGUGAAACUUGAGUGUUACAUAAAAUUAUAAUGGAAUCAACUACCAAUUGUAGAAUAAGUUAAGAUUCAGUGGCAAAGCAGACUAUUUUUAACAAGGCUGUUAAUAAAACUGUUCUCUUCCUGCCUCUCAACCUCUUUUGGCCCAAAGUAAAAAUGUGAAUUUUCUGUUUCCAUCUCUAUUUUUGUCCAGGCCAGAAACUGAGUUGACUUUUUGUUUUUAGUUGUUAAUAACUGUGAUGUGUGGCUAACUGUUAUCUAGAGCAAAGGCUGAGUACAAGAAUAUUUAUAUUUUACCAAUGUAUGCCUGUUACAAAAAAUAUAUUAGUUAUUUAAGUUUAACUUUUUUAUGUGAAUUCAGAGUUUAUUUAUCAAUGGAAAUAUGUAAAAAGAAGCCUCAAAUGGAAUAUUUACCGACAUUCCUUAUACAUGAACCCACACUUGGCUAAAUGGGAAGAUUAUGUUAAUAAUAAAAUGAUUUUUAAAUGGAA
Messenger RNA from Prinia subflava (tawny-flanked prinia), 3418 nucleotides. RefSeq names its product tetratricopeptide repeat domain 7B (gene TTC7B). The transcript is spliced from 20 exons. NCBI's taxonomy places the organism in Eukaryota, Metazoa, Chordata, Aves, Passeriformes, Cisticolidae. Gene Ontology annotation, molecular function: protein binding. The record is from RefSeq and is a predicted model, not a curated record. Gene Ontology annotation, biological process: protein localization to plasma membrane; phosphatidylinositol phosphate biosynthetic process. Bases 127 to 2658 code for a protein of 843 amino acids. Gene Ontology annotation, cellular component: plasma membrane.